This is a messenger RNA of Dreissena polymorpha, 1500 nucleotides long. RefSeq lists its product as uncharacterized. The transcript is spliced from 4 exons. Lineage: Eukaryota; Metazoa; Mollusca; Bivalvia; Myida; Dreissenidae. The coding region runs from base 154 to 981 and encodes 275 amino acids. The record is from RefSeq and is a predicted model, not a curated record.
CCAAAUACGUAUUCACGAAGCGCAUGACCGCCUGCAAAGCAAUAAACACUUAACAUUCGUAUAAAGCUCACUGUAGUGUGUUAUCAACGAUAUACACAUAGAGACUGGCUGUUUAAGAAAUAAAUCUUGAAGAUAGUACAAUUCGACACAACGAUGAAACUGUUGGUGUUGUUGAUAUCUGUUAUCUGCACCUGUUUGGGAAACACUAUUUCAAAUGAGAUUAUCCCUCCACACCUAGACGUGAAGGACAGCGCGAUCCACCACGUCUUGCAAGAAAGCCUUUCAUUGGUCGACAAUGACCGGAAACGACCAAUCGUCGGCAACCAGGUCUUAGACAGUAUUGUUCUAGAACGGGGCAUAAAACUGCCUACCGCAACACAUGACCGAAAACAAUUCCAAGCACACAGGAAGUUAGCAAAGCAACAAAGAAAACUCUCGCGAAAGGAAUUGAGAGAGAAGCUCCGACUUGCAAGAUUACAUCGAAAGACGCUACAAAAGUCUCUUCGAAAGAACCACAAGCUGAAUGCAAAGUUAGGCAAACUCCACGGAAAGUCGACUGAUAAAGCUGCACACGAACUAAGUGAGGUAAUUAAAGCGAUAGACGGAAAACACAAAGAUGGAAAGGGCUCCGAUCUGUCAACCGACUACAUUAAGGAACACCUCGAAGAUAUCUCGAAACCCGCAUUUGAUAUCAGCGUUCCCGCAAACGUCCAUAAGAUUGCUCCAACUCAUAGAAUGUUGAAAUUUCCAGUACGAACAUGUGACGGCAAGGGACAUAAGGGUGGAUCAACACAUUUUAAGGGCGGGCCGCAUAAAAACAAGGGAAAGCAUGUAAAACUACCAGCAAAACCAGGGAAUAAGGGAAUGAAGAACGCUCAUAAGAGACUUCAUGGAAAGAAGAAACUAAACAGAAAUAACCAGAAUCAUCAUGGUUACGUCAAAGAAGGCGAAUCUGCGCACCAGGCGUUGUCUAAAAUGUAACCACUUGUUGAAACGAUCCAUCACAAUUAAAAUCGAAUUACAAACACAUUAUGAAAAUCCAUCUUCGCUCGUUUUUAGUGAUGUUAUGUGGAACUAAACUGGUUUUGACCGCAACUAAAACAACGUUUAAGUAACGUUCGUCGUAGACGUCCUAUCGAUGUUUUUUCGGCUUUCUGCGGUUUUUGUAUUUUUAACUGUAAUCGCCAAUAGGAAUAUGAAAUGUAAACCCAUUAUGAGAUGCGUUUAAAGAAACAUUACAGGCAAACAUCCCACAUAAAAAACAGGUUAAUCAUGUAAAUGAUUAUUUUAAUAGUUGCUUAAGCUGUGCACUCGUACAUGCUUUAUUUUAUCUAAUAUGUCGUUAGUGUCAUCAAAGUAAGGCAACCAAUAGUUAUAUUUAUAAAAUUGAACACACCCUGUUAAAUUGCAAUUUAAACAAAUGCACAACAUAUUAUAUAUAAACUGCUUUGUGUAAUUCAAAUUUGCCUAGAUUAUAAUACUUUACUAGGGAUCAUUAUA